UUAUAUUUCAGGUCGCUGGUGAGCCUUAUGAUCGCUUGGCCUGAAAUUACUUGGGUUUUUCUCUAAUCAUGUUCGUGCCUCAUUUUGGAAGCUUCCAUUAUUUUAGAGACAUUCAAGAAAGAACCUUCAACGAGUUUGGAGUAACGAUGAUGAAUAAAAUAUAUAUGCACUCAAAAGAACAAUUAAGUCAAAACUAAAAACUGGAUGGUUUCAAUCAAGCAUUUCUUCAAUUGUGGAGAAAUGUACAUAUGUAGAUGUACUGUGCACAUGUAGAGUGAUUCCAUCAGGUUACAACCAAUGCUGUGCUGUAAACACCUAGUUACCACAAACAGAUCACAUGAAAUGCUUGGCUACUUGCACAUCAGUCUGUCAUUAUUACCCUAUAACCAACACUGUACCAUAUAUAGAGGAGAUAACUGACCGUGCUUAAAAUGUGGUGGAAGAAAUAAAACUGUGUGUCAACCUGUACCACAACAGUCUGUGAAAGAGAUGAGCAACCUCAAAAGGAGGACUGUUUAUCUAUGCCACCGCCAUGGCGACAAUGCAGAACUGAUUAUGAAGCAGAUUCCACUGGAAGACAUGAAAGCUGAUGAUAGGGAAUCGGCUAUGAAAGAAGUGAAAAUUUUGGACAAGUUAAACCACCCAAACAUAAUAGCACUAUAUGAUAGCUUCAUUCAUGGAUCAUCACUCUGUAUUGUUAUGGAGUAUGCUGAAGGAGGAACAUUGUUGGAUUAUAUUCAAAAAUUGAAAGCAAAAGGAAAGACAAUGAAUGAAAAGAAAAUUCUGCAUUUAUUCUCACAAAUUGCUGAAUCGCUAAGGUUUAUUCAUUCAGAACGUAUCUUACACAGAGAUAUGAAAACCUCAAAUAUUUUUCUCAACAAGACUUUUGAUGUUGUCAAAGUUGGAGAUUUUGGGAUAUCCAUCAUACUUGACACCAACAAGAGCAAGGCUUUUUCUAUUAUUGGUACCCCAUCAUACAUUUCUCCUGAACUUUGUGAAAAUCAACCAUACAAUAAGAAAAGUGAUAUUUGGGCACUAGGUUGCAUUCUCUACGAGAUGAUUACACUAAAAAGGGCUUUUGAAGCUCUAAAUUUACCAGCAUUGGUAAAAAAGAUUCUGACUGCGGCUGUUCCUCCAGUGACCGGUAAAUAUAGCGAUGAUCUCAAAGAACUGGUGACGAGUUUAUUGAAUCGUGAUCCCGAACAGCGACCAACAAUAAAAGAAGUUCUAGCUAACCCCUUGCUUAUCAAUACACACAUGGAUUUACCUUUGAACGUCGGAAGACCAAAAGGAAUUAGAGUGCCUGCGCCAAGUGUUGGGGUUUCUUCGAUAGUUCCUGGACGUCCUAGACCUGGCAAAGCCUCUUUGACAUCUUUAUCAUCAUAUCUUGAGGCAGAAGUAUUUAAACAUGAAUUACCAGCGGUUGUAUAUCGAUGGGGAGGUGGAGUGUUGAAUCCUACCACACUUCCUCUGCCUGGAAAAUCUGACGUUGAAGUAACGCAAGUUGCGAUUGGUAGGACUAAUAAAACUGGAGUAACAUCGAAAGGUCGCCUUAUUGUUUGGGAGACAUCAGUUUGCCGUGAUGAAGCACCGAGCGCUGCGCAUAAAGAGGACGGUAAAGACAGUAUUUCAACCAUCCCACGAUUCAUUGAUGGCCAUACUGGCGUGUCUAUCUCACAUGUUAGCUGUGGGGAUAUGUUUAAUGCUUGUCUUACUGAUUCUGGCAUACUAAUGACGUUCGGUAAUGGUGCAAAUGGUUGUCUUGGUCAUGGAAAUCUAAUCGAUGUAAAAGAGCCUAAAAUAGUUGAAAAGCUUAUUGGAAAGCAAGUGAUGAAAGUUUCGUGUGGUGCAAUGCAUGUUAUGGCUGUCACAGCUGAUCAUUCGGUGUUUUCUUGGGGAAAAGGAGAUUCAGGACGACUUGGUCAUAGUAAUAAUGAAAUGGUCAACAGACCUGAAGCAGUUGCACUUCCUGAAAAUGUGGAAGCACUGUCUUGUUUCUGUGGUACAGAUUGCUCAGUGGUUUUAACUCGUCAAAAUACAGUUUUGGCAUGUGGAGGAAAUAGAUUCAAUAAGCUUGCAUUAAAUACAAAUAAUGAUACAGAGAUUGACGAAGUGGAUCAUCUAGUUCCUGUGCAAAUGCAGCCUCUCAUUGAGGUCGCUUUUGGAGUAUCUCAUUCCGCGUUCUUAACAGAAAAAGGGAAAGUGUACGCGUGUGGUUCAAACUCAUUUGGUCAACUUGGUUUAUCAAAACUGAAUGUUUCCGAUUCAAACCCGCGUCUCGUAAAAUCACUUGAAGAGAAGAAUGUUAGUCACAUCGCCUGUGGUGAUGCUUUCACUGUCGCGGUAACUGCAGAUAACGAAAUUUAUACCUGGGGAAAAGGUGCUCGCGGCAGGCUAGGUACUGGAAGCGAAGAUAAUACACACGAACCAACCUUGGUAAAAUUUCAAGAAAAAUUACGAGUGAUCUCUAUUUCAUCCAACAGAGGAACUACUGUUGCAGUUACUAAAGAAGCUCUAUCAUGACGUUUGGAUUAUGGUAAGACGUCGUUAUUUUGGGCGUCUGACGCAGAAUAUAUAUGAUUUACAACAUGCAAUCUUCCCUGUAUCACAUCAGGUUGAUACAAUAAAUUGAUCCCAAGCUCGCAGUUGUUUCGAAGAAUAGGUUUCGCAUAUAUUAAAAUGCAUAUGCGAGUUCUGAACAUCGUCUUGUGGAAUAGUUUAGACCGCCGCAAAGUUGUCAAUGUUAAAAACAACCUUGUAAGUAGAGUACCUGAGUUUUAGAGCGUUACUAAAUUAUUGUAGUUGCUUCUAUGAAGUCCACUGAAUUCAAAUAAAAGUGACUGUAAUUGCCAAAAGCUGGCGCAAACUCCCAGCUAAACGUUUUCCGAGUUGUCCCAAAAUGCAAAAAGUUAUGAAGUAUGGAAGUCAGACCAAAUACCGUGGGCGCAUAUGUGAUCCACAGGCCACA
This is a messenger RNA of Dendronephthya gigantea, 2968 nucleotides long. RefSeq names its product serine/threonine-protein kinase Nek8-like. Bases 490 to 2523 code for a protein of 677 amino acids. Gene Ontology annotation, biological process: protein phosphorylation. The record is from RefSeq and is a predicted model, not a curated record. Gene Ontology annotation, molecular function: ATP binding; protein kinase activity. The transcript is spliced from 18 exons. Lineage: Eukaryota; Metazoa; Cnidaria; Anthozoa; Malacalcyonacea; Nephtheidae.